ACCUGGUGGACGUUUCCGCAAUGGAAGUCCUUCAGUUCUACGAGCUGUCGAAUCUCAAUGACAGCGUGACAGACGGCGCCGACAACACGAGCGUGCUACAGGUGAGCAUCGCCGUCGCGACCAACAUGAGCGUCGACGUGGACCCUGUUGCUGCCAACGGCUCAGGCGCUCUCAGCAGCGUCAGCAGCAGCGGCAGCACUAGCAGCAGCCUGUACGAGGUUCCGGUGGACAUCGUCGUGCUGCUGUCAUUCUGCUACGGACUGGUCUCUUUCGUCUCCAUACUGGGAAACGUGCUCGUCCUGUGGAUCGUGGCGUCGUCGCGGCGCAUGCAGACCAUCACUAACCUGUUCAUUGCAAACCUGGCCGUUGCCGACGUCAUCAUCGGCGUCUUCUCGAUCCCGUUCCAGUUUCAGGCCGCAUUGCUGCAGCGCUGGGCGCUUCCUUACUUCAUGUGCGCCUUCUGCCCCUACGUCCAGGUGGUCUCGGUGAACGUGUCCGUGUUCACCCUCACGGCCAUCGCGGUCGAGCGCUACCGGGCCAUCACGUCGCCGCUGAAGGCGCGCUUCUGCUCCAAGGCGACGGCCAAGCUGCUCGUGCUCAUCAUCUGGCUCUCGUCGCUGGUCGUGGCGAGCCCCAACGCACUCGCCCUGCGCGUCGUGCUCGUCGUCGACAAGCUGAGCGGCCUGCGCGAGCGGCCCUUUUGCGUCAACGCAGGCAUGCGGCCACUCACCUGGAAGGCCUACAACCACGCCCUGGUCUGCGUUCAGUACUUCCUGCCCCUGGGCGUCAUCUGCUACACGUACGGAAAGAUCUGGAAGAAGCUCCGCCAGUCCAAGGCGCCCGGUAACAUGGAGACCGUGCGCGACGCCAACAUCGUGCGCAAUAAAAACAAGGUGAUAAAGAUGAUGGCGAUCGUGGUCGUCACUUUCGCCCUGUGCUGGCUGCCCUACCAGACGUACAACCUUCUAGCCGAGAUUUACCCCGCCAUAAACUCGUGA
This is a messenger RNA of Rhipicephalus sanguineus (brown dog tick), 998 nucleotides long. Its product is annotated as tachykinin-like peptides receptor 99D. The transcript has 2 exons. Gene Ontology annotation, cellular component: membrane. The record is from RefSeq and is a predicted model, not a curated record. Gene Ontology annotation, molecular function: neuropeptide Y receptor activity. Bases 21 to 998 code for a protein of 325 amino acids. Gene Ontology annotation, biological process: G protein-coupled receptor signaling pathway. NCBI's taxonomy places the organism in Eukaryota, Metazoa, Arthropoda, Arachnida, Ixodida, Ixodidae.